AUGGUCACCACUUGCAGCAAACGGUUGGCCCCACCUCCCGCCUGCCAGGAAAGCGUCAGCCACGGCAUUGCCUCAUGCCCCCCUAGCCGAGAGGGGGGUGUACCACAGCAGAGCUGUACCAAAACCCCCUGCAAACACGGGAAACAUCAGAUUGCAACGUGCAACAACCCCGAGCACGGUGAUAGGAUCCCACCGCAUCCGGAGCAUAUCAGCAAGUAG
Messenger RNA from Puccinia graminis f. sp. tritici CRL 75-36-700-3, 219 nucleotides. RefSeq lists its product as uncharacterized. Lineage: Eukaryota; Fungi; Basidiomycota; Pucciniomycetes; Pucciniales; Pucciniaceae. The record is from RefSeq and is a predicted model, not a curated record. The transcript is spliced from 2 exons. Bases 1 to 219 code for a protein of 72 amino acids.